UCACUAAAUUACAUAUACACAAAAGCAUUGUUUGUUAUAAGAAAGAAAAACAUAAGCAAUGGUAAGGAACGAAUCGAAUUUCGUUGUUGAGCGCAUUGUGGACAAACGAAUCACUGCCGAUGGCAAAGUGGAGUAUUUAAUCAAAUGGCGCGGCUACACCUCAGCGGACAACACCUGGGAGCCGGAGGAGAACUGCGACUGCCCGGCACUCAUUCAAAAGUUCGAAGAGUCGCGGGCCAAGUCAAAGAAACGUGGCGAAAAGAAGCCCAAAUGCGAGGAAAUACAAAAACCACGCGGCUACGAGCGUGGCCUGGAGCUGGCCGAGAUUAUGGGCGCUACCGAUGUCACCGGCGAUACUAAGUACCUCGUUCGUUGGCAAUAUUGCGAAGAGUUUGAUUUGGUGCCGAGUGUUCUGGUUGCCGAGAAGGAUCCGCAACUGCUAAUCGAAUACUAUCAAAAGAUCGCCCCCUACACCGCGUACAUUGACAAGCGCAUGCAAGGCGUACCCGAGGAAUUGCGCGUAAUUGCGGCUCAGACUGGCUAUGCCGUCAGCAGCGCACCCACAGAUGCAGUGGAGCCCCCCAUUUGCAGCGUUGAGGGCGAACAAUCAUUACCAUCGAUGGUGAUGCAGAUGGAGCCAAAACAAGUGCCAAUCGAAUUGCCCAUCGUCGAACAGGAUGCCGUCGAAGCCGAGCUGGAUAAUGUUGGCGUAUCCUAUUCCAUACCGGUUCCAGGCGUCGGUCACAUCGCCAUCGAUGUACCAAUGGUCGAAUAA
Messenger RNA from Drosophila grimshawi, 775 nucleotides. It is a transcript of the gene HP1c, whose product is annotated as chromobox protein homolog 1. NCBI's taxonomy places the organism in Eukaryota, Metazoa, Arthropoda, Insecta, Diptera, Drosophilidae. Gene Ontology annotation, molecular function: chromatin binding. Gene Ontology annotation, biological process: negative regulation of transcription by RNA polymerase II; chromatin organization. The record is from RefSeq and is a predicted model, not a curated record. The transcript has a single exon. Gene Ontology annotation, cellular component: nucleus; pericentric heterochromatin. Bases 59 to 775 code for a protein of 238 amino acids.